UGAAAUGCUUGUAAAACUAGAGCCAAAUUCCCUGAUAUCCUCAGCCAAUAAGCCUGCUGCAGAUAAGCUUCAUCCUGCUUGGAUCUCUAAAACAGCCCGCGGAGAAUUAGAUUCAAUAUCCAAAUCCCGCUCGUUUGAUUUUGGCCAACUAAGUGCCUCCCUAAUACCCAUUAAUUCGGCCUCCAACAAAGUCAAUUUUCCCGACCAAGGCGCUGCUACCCCUGCAAUGAAGGCACCAGUAUGAAUCCAACCUAGGCCACACCUAUCAGCUCGGAUCGAAGCAUCAGCAUUUAGUUUUAAACGCCCCUCACUUGGCCUCUUCCAACUGGAGAUACCGGGCUGCCUGGAAGAGAUUUGCAGCCUGCCAGUAUGCUGCGCUUGGAGCUAGCCCUCCACAAAAGAUGCUGCCCGCUGCAUGAUCUGCUUCUCCUCAGCUCUAGCACUGUUCCAUACUCGUUCGUUUCGCUCACACCAUAAACCCCAGAAGCUCUAAAUUAAUUUACAAAGGUCUUCUUCUUCUUAGAACUGAAAUUCAGCUACAGCCAUUCCUGAAAAGUGUUAGAGGACAGCCCCGUCCAACUCCAACCGACUAAGCCAAAUCAAUCCCAAAUGGCUUCUCUAACAAUUUAUGUCAAACAGGUAUAGGACCCAAAUGUGUAGAGACCCAUGGGCUUGACCUAAUCAAUGAUGGGCUGAUUAGGGUUAAGCACUCUUUAUAAAUAAGGGUUAUGGUCCCUAGUUGAACAUGUCAUUCCGUCUUUCUGCAUCCCAUCGUUAGAAAGAUAAUCCCGAGGGUGUGUAUCAGCUAGAAGACGCAAACCCUAGCCUCCGUCUCCCGGAUCCCUAAAGAUCAUCUCCCAUGGAGUCAGUCAACAAUUCUGCUGCUACAAUAUCUGCUAAUAUUAAUAGCAUCCCAGUGCUUAACGGCACGAAUUUUAAGGAAUGGAAAGAGAAUGUUAUGAUCGUUCUCGGUUGCAUGGAUCUAGACCUUGCACUUCGGACUGAGAAACCCGCCGCUCUUAAGGACACAUCUACCCUCGAUGAAAAGAGGGAGAUGGAGAGGUGGGAACGCUCAAAUCGCAUGAGAAUAAUGAUCAUGAAACGUGCAAUUCCAGAAUCAUUCAGGGGCACAAUGUCUGAUGAGGCUGGUGCCACAUCGUUCCUUGCCGAACUUGAAAAGCGUUUUGCUAAAAACGAAAAGGCGGAAACUAGUACUCUUUUGAGCACUCUUGUUUCCAUGAAGUAUAAAGGCAAAGGGAACAUAAGGGAGUACAUUUUGGAAAUGUCUCACAUUGCUUCAAAACUAAGUGCACUAAAGCUUAUUUUACCUGAGGAAUUGCUUGUGUAUUUAGUUUUGAUCUCUCUUCCUUCUCAAUUUAAUCAAUUUAAAGUCAGUUACAACUGCAUUAAGGAGAAAUGGUCUCUCAAUGAGAUCAUUUCUCAUUGUGUUCAAGAGGAAGAGAGAAUAAAGCAAGAUAAGACAGAAAGUGCUCAUUUGGCAUCUACCUCUAAGGGCAGCAAUAAAAGGAAAAUUAAGGAAGCUGCAAAUUCGGGGCCUCCCAGGAAGCAUCACAAGGAAACUAAGGAAGAAACUAAGGAAUCUGGAUGCUUCUUUUGCAAAGGGACUAAUCACAAGAAAAAGAACUGCACUAAGUAACAUGCUUGGCGUGCGAAAAAGGGGUUGCCUGAGCUGCCGAAAACCAAUUGAUGGUGAAAGAUACAUCUAUGUCGGUGAUGGAAAAUGGGUUGAAGUUGAGGCUAUCGGUGUUUUUAGAUUAUUAUUAAAGACUGGUUUUGAUUUGGAUUUGAAAGAGACAUUUGUUGUGCCGUCAUUUAGGCGGAAUUUAAUUUCUAUUUCUGCAUUGGACAAAUUUGGUUAUUCUUGUUCAUUUGGAAAUAAUCAGUUCAGUCUAUUUCAAGAUUCAAAA
This is a messenger RNA of Cuscuta europaea, 1928 nucleotides long. The record is from the annotation of a GenBank genome assembly. Lineage: Eukaryota; Viridiplantae; Streptophyta; Magnoliopsida; Solanales; Convolvulaceae.